AUGGCCGGGACGUACAGCUCCACCCUGAAGACGCUGGAGGACUUGACCUUGGACUCCGGGUAUGGGGCCGGGGACUCGUGCCGCUCCCUCAGCCUGUCGUCGUCCAAGUCCAACUCGCAGGCGCUCACCUCUUCGGCGCAGCAGCACCGCGGGGCGGCCUGGUGGUGCUACUCCGGCUCCAUGAACAGCCGCCACAACAGCUGGGACACGGUGAACACGGUGCUGCCCGAGGACCCCGAGGUGGCCGACCUCUUCUCGCGCUGCCCGCGCCUCCCCGAGCUGGAGGAGUUCCCCUGGACCGAGGGGGACGUGGCCCGGGUGCUGCGCAAAGGCGCGGGCGGCCGGCGGCUGCCGCCCUUCUCCGCCGAGGCUGCGCGGCGCCUGGCCGGGCUGCUCCGCAGGGCGCUCAUCCGCGUGGCCCGCGAGGCGCAGCGCCUGAGCGUGCUGCACGCCAAGUGCACCCGCUUCGAGGUGCAGAGCGCCGUGCGCCUGGUGCACAGCUGGGCGCUGGCCGAGAGCUGCGCGCUGGCGGCCGUCAAGGCGCUGUCCCUGUACAGCAUGAGCGCGGGCGACGGGCUGCGCCGCGGCAAGUCCGCGCGCUGCGGCCUCACCUUCUCCGUGGGCCGCUUCUUCCGUUGGAUGGUGGACACCCGCAUCUCCGUGCGCAUCCACGAGUACGCGGCCAUCUCGCUCACCGCCUGCAUGGAGAACCUGGUGGAGGAGAUCCGGGCCCGGGUGCUGGCCAGCCAGAGCCCCGACGGGGGAGGCGGAGGCGGAGGGGGAGGGGGAGGGCCCGGGGAGGUGUCCGCCGAGGCCCUGGAGAUGGUCAUCAACAACGACGCCGAGCUCUGGGGCGUCCUGCAGCCCUACGAACAUCUCAUCUGCGGCAAGAACGCCAACGGUGUCCUCUCCCUCCCCGCGUACUUCAGUCCUUACAACGGUGGGUCCCUGGGCCACGACGAGCGAGCCGAUGCCUAUGCUCAGCUGGAGCUCCGGACCCUGGAGCAGUCCCUCCUGGCCACCUGUGUGGGGAGCAUCUCAGAGCUGAGUGACCUAGUCUCCCGUGCCAUGCACCACAUGCAGGGGCGCCACCCGCUGUGUCCCGGCUCCAGCCCCGCCCGCCAGGCCCGCCAGCCGCCCCAGCCCAUCACCUGGUCCCCCGACGCCCUCCACACGCUUUACUACUUCCUGCGGUGUCCACAGAUGGAGUCCAUGGAGAACCCCAACCUGGACCCCCCGAGGAUGGCCCUCAACAACGAACGGCCCUUCAUGCUGCUGCCGCCGCUGAUGGAGUGGAUGCGCGUGGCCAUCACGUACGCAGAGCACCGGCGCAGCCUCACCGUGGACAGCGGCGACAUCCGGCAGGCCGCCCGGCUGCUGCUGCCCGGCCUGGACUGUGAGCCCCGGCAGCUCAAACCCGAGUGCUGUUUCAGCUCCUUCCGGAGGCUGGACGCCCGCGCGGCCACCGAGAAAUUCAACCAGGACCUGGGUUUCCGCAUGCUCAACUGCGGCAGGACGGACCUGAUCCACCAGGCGAUCGACGCCCUGGGCCCCGACGGGGUGAACACCAUGGACGACCAGGGUCUGACGCCGCUGAUGUACGCCUGCGCUGCCGGGGACGAAGCCAUGGUCCAGAUGCUGAUUGACGCGGGAGCAAACUUGGACAUCCAGGUUCCAAGCAACUCUCCCAGGCACCCCUCCAUCCACCCAGACAGCAGGCACUGGACAUCACUGACGUUUGCUGUGCUGCAUGGACACAUCUCCGUGGUGCAGCUGCUGCUGGACGCCGGGGCCCACGUGGAGGGCUCAGCAGUGAGUGGCGGCGAGGACAGCUACACGGAGACCCCCCUGCAGCUGGCCUCUGCGGCUGGGAACUACGAGCUGGUCAGCUUGUUGCUGAGCCGCGGCGCCGACCCCCUACUCAGCAUGCUCGAGGCCAAUGGCAUGGCCUCCUCCCUCCACGAGGACAUGAACUGCUUCAGCCACUCGGCCGCCCACGGCCACAGGAAUGUCCUGAGGAAGCUCCUGACGCAGCCCCAGCAGGCCAAGGCGGACGUGCUGUCCCUGGAGGAGAUCCUGGCCGAGGGCGUGGAGGAGAGUGACACGUCCAGCCAGGGCAGCGGCAGCGACGGGCCCGUGCGGCUGAGCCGGACCCGCACGAAGGCCCUGCAGGAGGCCAUGUACUACAGCGCCGAGCACGGCUACGUGGACAUCACCAUGGAGCUGAGGGCGCUGGGCGUCCCCUGGAAGCUGCACGUGUGGAUCGAGUCUCUGAGGACCUCCUUCUCCCAGUCGCGGUACUCCGUGGUGCAGAGCCUCCUGCGGGACUUCGGCUCCAUCAAGGAGGAGGAAUACAACGAGGAGCUGGUGACCGAGGGCCUGCAGCUCAUGUUUGACAUCCUCAAGAGCAGCAAAAACGAUGCCGUCACCCAGCAGCUGGCCGCCAUCUUCACGCACUGCUACGGCAGCAGCCCAGUCCCCAGCAUCCCAGAGAUCCGGAAGACUCUGCCCGCCAGGCUCGAUCCUCACUUUCUGAACAACAAGGAGAUGUCCGAUGUGACCUUCUUGGUGGAAGGGAAGCUGUUUUAUGCACACAAAGUCCUGCUGGUGACGGCUUCCAACAGGUUCAAGACGCUGAUGACCAAUAAAUCAGAGCAAGACGGCAAUGGCAGCAAAACCAUUGAGAUCAGUGACAUGAAGUACCACAUUUUUCAGAUGAUGAUGCAGUACCUGUACUACGGAGGGACGGAAGCCAUGGACAUCCCAGCUGCCGACGUCCUGGAGCUGCUGUCGGCUGCCAGCCUGUUCCAGCUGGACGCCCUGCAGAGGCACUGCGAGAUCCUGUGCUCCCAGACCCUCAGCGUGGAGAGCGCCGUGAGCACGUACAAGUACGCCAAGAUCCACAACGCCCCCGAACUGGCCCUGUUCUGUGAAGGCUUCUUCCUCAAGCACAUGAAGGCACUGCUGGAGCAGGACUCCUUCCGGCAGCUCAUCUACGGCCGCAACAGCAAGGUGCAGGGCCUGGACCCGCUGCAGGACCUGCAGAGCACCCUGGCCGAGCGUGUGCACUCCGUCUACAUCACGUCCCGGGUCUGAGGGGGCACACGGCAGCCCGGCACGCCCAGCCCCCUCUGGGCCGGGGGGUGAAAGGCUGGGAGCAUCUGAUAAGUCCGUAGCCCGAGCCCCCGCGGAUGGGUCGGGGGCCCCCGGGAUGGGUGGGGGCCCUGGCUGUAGGCCUCCCUGGAGCCAGGCUCCUGGGACUCCGUUGCCCUCUCUGAUGUCUGUCCUUGGGCAGGUAGAUGGGCUCUGAGCCCUCCCCUCACCGGGCAGCCCCACCUUCAACCCCUCUGCCCCCAGAGCUCUUUACUUCACUAGUGAUCAGCAGACAAGGCCAAAGGGUGGCCCUUCCCCCGCCCCCACCCCCCAUAGUUUGCACCUUGAGGGCCACCGCAUACUCACCCUCGUGUGCCACUUCUUCCCCUGGAUGUCUACGGCUGAUCCUGAUGCACCCCUGCUUGAAAAAGCUUCUGACCAUGCCUUCCAGGCUCUGGCCACCCCCAAUCCCCAGGCCUCCCUAAGCUCAGGCCAUCUCAGCUGGGGCCCUGGGGGUACAGGCGACCUGAUGAAUGUAGGGAACCUACACGCUGGACCCCGGGCCACUUCUUGCAGAAGCUGGUAUUGUUCCCUCAAGGUCCCGCCAGAAAGGCUGCCAGGAUCCCUGAAUUUCCUCAAGGCUGUGCCUUCCCACGUGUGAUGUGAGCCUCCAGGGGCCCCGAAGAUCCUACCCAGAGGGUCACAGAGGGCCCUAUUUCCUUUGGCAUCCAGGCCCCAGAGCCCCUCCUUGGGGGACCCACGCACCCGCUCCAUUAGUGCGAGAAGGCAGGUCCCCAGCUGAUGCCCUCAGACAUCCAGGCUAAGCCCGGGGAGGCUUGGGGGCACACAGGGUACAGUGGGCGAGUCUGGUGGCCUCAGCUUUCGUUGCUGCUGCCUUGGGGGCCCAUUCUGAAACCCCAAGCCUAGAGCUAGGCUGCCUCUGUGGGCUCAGGAAGCAGCGCCCUCGGUGUGCCCCUGGCUGGGUCCCUCAAGGGAAAGUCCUUUCCCUUGGACUAGAGAGGGGGGCGCCCCUCAUUGGGACUGCAGGUCGUGGGGGCAUAAAGGGGGGCGGUGGGAGGAAAGGACCUGCUGUGGACUCUCUCCUGCUGCCGCAGGCCUGCUGCUGGCUCCAGGCUUGCCGAGGUGGAGACGCAGCGUCAGGCGGGCCGCUUGUCGUAUUUAUGGACCAGACACCGGGGGAGCAGCACAGACAGCUUGCUCUGGGCGUAGCUCUCCGGGCCGUCUGGCUGCACCUUAGAAACUAUUUAUUCCCCAAGAGCAGAGCCCUGGGCCCGUCAGGAGGUGUCACUUUGGUUACCUUGAAAAGCCCCCGGGGCUUGCAACCUUGGAAAAUAUUUUUGAGACUAGCUGCUUGAGGUGGAUGUACAAAGGAUAGGCGGUAUUUUAUUGCUGUAAUAUUGUACGAUACUGUAACUAUACGUUGUCACUUACUGUAAAUGUACCAUGGUUUUAUUAACAAUAAACACUUGUUAACAGCGA
Messenger RNA from Canis lupus familiaris (dog), 4593 nucleotides. It is a transcript of the gene ABTB2, whose product is annotated as ankyrin repeat and BTB domain containing 2. NCBI's taxonomy places the organism in Eukaryota, Metazoa, Chordata, Mammalia, Carnivora, Canidae. The transcript has 17 exons. The record is from RefSeq and is a predicted model, not a curated record. Bases 1 to 3096 code for a protein of 1031 amino acids. Gene Ontology annotation, molecular function: protein heterodimerization activity.